This is a messenger RNA of Daldinia vernicosa, 1519 nucleotides long. RefSeq lists its product as uncharacterized. The transcript is spliced from 6 exons. The coding region runs from base 5 to 1486 and encodes 493 amino acids. Lineage: Eukaryota; Fungi; Ascomycota; Sordariomycetes; Xylariales; Hypoxylaceae. Gene Ontology annotation, molecular function: metal ion binding. The record is from RefSeq and is a predicted model, not a curated record.
GAAAAUGGAUCCUCCCGAUACCCCCAAAUAUGACCCUUCAAAGCCGGGCAAUCUCGGAGCUUUCGCGGCGCGCUAUCACGAGGCUUGUCGGCAUCAUGCAAGCAAUGAACUGCUGAUCAGGGAUCUUAUCCAGUAUAACGACAGUGUUGAGACGUAUUUCCACCAGGAGCUCAAUGCUUUAGAAAAGAAAGCUAGCGAUCUGCAGCUUGACCUAAAUAGCUCGGAGAGGACUCGAAGAGAUCUCAAGCAAAGACUGGAUGAGAUGGAAACCAAAUUGGGUUAUGUUCCGGAUCGCAACCUUUACGUGGUGGUCCUCAUCGAUGGGGAUGGACUAAUUUUCAAGGAUAACUUCGUUAAGAAGGGUAUCGAAGGCGGAAAGAAGGCAGCCAACGAGUUACUCAAAGCCAUAAAUGAAAAGUUUAACUCCGCCGAGACCACUUCAGUCACAGUUAUUGUUAAUAUCUUUGCCAAUGUCACUGGCCUUGCUAAAGCUAUGAAGCGUGAUGGUUGUGUUGCUGACAAGCACGCCUUGCACGAUUUUGUGACAGGCUUCAACCAAGCCAACGUAUCAUCCACCUUUGUGGAUGUCGGGUUUGGUAAAGAAUUAGCUGAUGCGAAGAUCCUAGAUUCUCUUAGGUUCCACUUGAAAAAUUUCAACUGCAAGAAAGCGGUAUUAGGUGUUUCUCACGACGCCGGUUAUGCCCCGUUCUUAGCAAAUAUGAUUACCGAUGAUACCAAGGAACGUAUGGCCCUUCUUGAGGGAACUAAGACUGUUGUAGAACUCGUUGCCCUAGGUCUCCAAAUUUUCAAUGUCCCAAGGCUUUUCCGCCAUGAGAAGCUAUCGGUAAAGCCGCAAGAACAAUCUCAACAAGUCUCACCGGCCACCUCCCCCUCCCCCUCUCGGUCUAAGCCGUGCAGGCCGCCCAACGUGUCCAGCAGUGCCGCCUCAUGGGCAGCUAUUGCUCGCACAAUGCCAAGCCCGCCCCCUCGGAUCAGCCUGCCGAUUCCUUCUAAGGCAACGGCCACGCCAACACGAGCGAGUCGGCCACCUCCAGCGCCAUGGAACCCGGGACCCCGGGGACUGGACCCGCCGAUUCGAGUUGACCAAGUCGUCUUAGAGCGUCUUAGAAAGAGGAAGGACUGCCAUAGGCUAUGUAACAACCACUUCCUUCGAGGUCCUUGUACUAGGGGUAAAGAAUGCAAUUUCACGCAUGACUAUUCCCCCACAGAGGAGGAGAAGAAAGCCAUUGCCAUCUUCGCCCGCUCGAACCGCUGCAUCUUAGGACAGGAAUGCAAAACCAUGGACUGUAUCUACGGUCACCAUUGUCCUUGCGUUACUGAUGGCAUAUGCCUUCACCCGCACUGCAAGUUCCGUCUGGAUGAGCACCCCCCCGGAACUAUGUUUAGAGGUCGCAGACCGAAGGAUGAUAGUGAGGCCCGCAGCGAGAGCUAUAGUUACGACGGUGAUGCCAAAGAUAUUGAUUAAUGAUCUAACGGCCCACGGCCUUUCUUCUCUGUC